CCUCCCUCGUUCACUUCACAGACAAGAAAGCGACAAAAUGUUGGAAGUAAUUUAUGUGACAAGGCAUGGCUUCCGUUCGAAUUGGGUCGUCGACGCCGAGACGGGCGUCUACUCAGGGUCCAUUCCUUCACCAACUGGAAUCGCCAGCGACCCUGCGCUGGCAGGAUAUGGAGUCACCCAAGCACGCGAACUCGCAGAUCAUCUUGUCACCGUCGAUCCUCCUAUAGAAGUCUUUUACUCUUCUCCGUUUUAUCGUUGCAUUCAAACCAUAUAUCCGACCAUCGAAAAGGCCGAGGCACUGAAACCUUCGGUGCCGAAACGCACCGUUCGCGGGGAUACAGGGGUGGGGGAGUGGUAUGGUACAGCACGAUUCGACCACCCUUCGCCAGCCACACCAGAAGUAUUAAACGGCCUAUUUCCUCUGUACGAUCUUGAAUACAAAUCAUCCAUUGUUCCUAGUGUGAACGGAGAGACAAUUGACGAGCUGCAUGACCGGACAGCCUAUGCUCUCCACAAGAUUAUUGAACAGAGUGACAAAGAUGGAGUUAAAGCAAUUAUAAUCUGCAGCCAUGCGGCGACGAUUUUAGCAAUUGGGCGAGCGUUGACAGGCAGAAUGCCCGAGGAUAUUUCAGAGCAAGACUUUAAACCAUUUACUUGCGGGUUGAGCAAGUUUGUGAGGAAGGCAGGGGAGUCUGUGAGCGGCGAGGUCAAUUUGUGGGAAGGCCCAGGCGCACAAAUACCGAACGUUUCUUGGAGAAACGGAAAUGGCGUUUCAGGCGGAUGGACAUGCGAAUUAAAUGGGGACUGCUCGUUCUUAAGUGGCGGCGAGGAGCGCGGGUGGCGUUUUUCGGGAGACGAAUCAUUUAUGACAACCACAACAAAUGGUGCUACGGUUGAUGCUGGAACUGGUCUAGGUGUGAUUGUUGAAGGAAAUAAGAAACCGGAUCGUCAGUCAUCGCCACCUGGAGGAUCGAGGCUUUGAGACCAAGCAUUUAAACCCUGAUGCCAAAUCAUGCUAUGCUCUAACGAGCUCAUGAUCAAGCAAUACGAUAACUAUUUCAUUGCUAAAGGGCUACCUGGUAAAAGUGCGGGACAGAGGAACGAUGGCAGUAGAAUGCUGUGCAAUGCCAUUUCUUAUGAGGGCCUUUCUAGAUACAGAUACAGUUGUUCUUGAUUCUAGUUUAAAAUGAAGCCGCCUCUAUAUGUAUAUAUUCUAUAUAGAUAUUAUCCUUGCACUCUAAAAGCCAGCAGCCUCUGUUGCCUUUGGAAACGAAGGG
This is a messenger RNA of Pseudogymnoascus verrucosus, 1277 nucleotides long. RefSeq lists its product as uncharacterized. The coding region runs from base 38 to 982 and encodes 314 amino acids. Lineage: Eukaryota; Fungi; Ascomycota; Leotiomycetes; Thelebolales; Thelebolaceae. The transcript is spliced from 3 exons. The record is from RefSeq and is a predicted model, not a curated record.